Molecule: messenger RNA, 1623 nt
Organism: Laccaria bicolor S238N-H82
Lineage: Eukaryota; Fungi; Basidiomycota; Agaricomycetes; Agaricales; Hydnangiaceae
Exons: 3
Coding region: 1-1623 (540 amino acids)
Molecular function (GO): protein binding
Source: RefSeq, a predicted model, not a curated record
AUGUGGCACUCCAGAAAAUCCAGCCUGAUAACUCGGGGAACCCACAUCGAUACCCCAGAUCUUCCAGACGAAUUAUGGUGGAAAAUCAUCGAAUUCCUACCCACCGAAGAGGUACAAAGGCUGUACAGUGUCAACCGCCCAUUUCUUGAGGCAGCCUUCCAACAACGCUACCGUUUUGUUGAUUUGGACGGGCUUCCAAUUGAUAAACGAAGGUUUCGUGACCUUGAACGUCGCCUAAAGGACGAAACACUCGCCAAGUAUGUUCGAGUGAUCCACCUACGUCCCACGAUUUUUGGAGCUUUUCUUCACCAUGACAUACGUGGCCGAAGAAAAUGGAAAAGGAUCUUCUCAAAUGUGCUUCAAAAGAUGAACCCCAUGCAACCGAGACCGGUCUUCACAGGAAAUUUGAUUUCAAACGUACUUGGGAAUAUGCGACGGGGACCGUCCUAUACUGAUCGGCCUGGUGCAAAAACUCAAUUCGAUGGCAAGAUUCUAUAUAAUCUUGCCUCCCUCACACAACUGGAGGUUGUGUGCGACUAUUUCGAGUUCUGGUAUUCGACUGGAUACACCCCGCUCCUCGGAUUCCUUUCAGCGGGCUGGGAUUCUUUCGGUCCAAAUUUACAAAUCCUCCGAUUGAAGAUGCCUUUGGUGGUUGUCUAUGGCAUUCUUAGUAGUAACCCCAUCGCUCUCAAACUUCCAGAUUUACGAGAACUCGUACUGGAAGUUUCUAUGACUUGCCCGCCCUUCGUAAAUUACGUCCCUGAAGGAGAUGUAACACAACUCACUACUCUCCUUCCUCUCAUCAACAACCAUUCUAAUACUCUGCGGGCUCUCACCCUCCACUCCUUGUAUUCAAAUGACUACUUGGAUCUUCCCUUGAAACAUCUCAGUUAUAUGCCAUCUCUUGACAGUUUCUCCAUUUCUAUUGACGAGAAAACGGAUUGUUCAGCACUCCAUGAUUUCCUGUCAUUGCAUCAACACCAGCUUAGGAAUUUGGCAAUACGGCUCGAGCAGGGCUUUUCCGACCUCACAACCCCAUCAAGUCAUUGGUUUCAACCUCCUUGCUUCCAUGUGGAAUUACCGGGACUACGCAACCUGUCUCUGGAUGGCUGCGUUUAUCCUCUCCAUCCCGCCGCUGCGGUGGACUACGUUCUGCGGUACAAUGCCGAAUUGACUACCUUACGGUUAACCGCAGGAACGUUUUCGUUCGCCGAGGUCAAUGAUUUAAUCAACGGAUUUGUGGUUCGAUCAAAACUCCGAAAAUUGCAUAUCUUUACAAUCUACCUCAGCCCCGACCUCCUUCGGUUUCUAUCAACCACAUUACCAAAUCUUCAAGAUCUUACCAUUAUGUUUCACUCCAUCCUUCCACAAGAAGGUUCGGAGAUUUCCCUGAACGCUGAAGCUACAGCAGACGCGUUUUGUGAGGAGAUGAAAAAUCUUUACGUUCCAGAGUGGGCAGUUCACAGCCUUUUUACUAGUCCUCUAGGCUACGCAAAGAAUUUAAAAUGCAGGACAGCCCUGGCGGCGGCAUUCCCCAACAUCUUGACAUUCAACGGGCUGGAAAGAGAAGAUUAUCUGAUGCCCGGCAGCGUUCCAGGCUUUCCUUAUUACAGUGCAUCGUAA